Paraphaeosphaeria sporulosa is the source of this 2367-nucleotide messenger RNA. RefSeq lists its product as uncharacterized. The transcript is spliced from 2 exons. Lineage: Eukaryota; Fungi; Ascomycota; Dothideomycetes; Pleosporales; Didymosphaeriaceae. Gene Ontology annotation, biological process: proteolysis. The record is from RefSeq and is a predicted model, not a curated record. Gene Ontology annotation, molecular function: serine-type peptidase activity. Bases 1 to 2367 code for a protein of 788 amino acids.
AUGAGGUCCAUCGCAGCAAUUUCGGUGCUGGCAUCUGUCGUUACUGCGCAGAUAGAGACAUUUUCCUUCAGUACAAGUGCAACGGCAGACAGCAACCAGGCUACAUCCACAGCAUCUGCUUCAGGCCCGAUAGAGACAGGAAAAGCAUGUGGUCAGAUCGCAGAGUUGAUAACUGAGACUACCGUUAUUGAUGCAGAACUCGCCUAUGCAUGCCUCAAGUCCGUUCCCAUCAACAAAGAUGCCGCGACCGAUACGGUGAAGAGUGUGAAGAACAUGGUGGAGUGGCAAUCAACGUUGUCGUAUCUGAAGAAUCCACCAGAGGGAUAUGGUGACGAAGGGGUAGAUCUGCAACAAGGUUUGGACGACAUUGGUAAGAAGGUCUCGAAUGGCGACUACGACAACGAAUAUGAUUUUGAGAUCGAUAUUGCGAGAUUGUUUGUCAAAGCACACGAUGGGCAUCUCACGUUCUCUGGAAUGGCACACAGCGGAGUUUUCACCUGGCGAAGAGACCGCGAAAUUGCGCUCAUUUCGGGCUCGGAGGACGGCAAGAGCAAUCCGAAGAUCUGGGGUAUCGGCGACUUUAACAAGACCUUGGACGCGAACGUCAAGCGAUCCGCAAUUUCGCAAAUCGACGGGAAAGAUGCCGUGCAGUUCGUGAAAGACGAGAGCAUGGACACUACCUACCACGAUCCGGACUCGAGAUAUAACUCCAUGUUCUACAUGCAGCCAGCAGAGAACUUUGGCUACUUUGCCAACCCUCGCUUCUACCCAGGCGUUUCGGUCAAUAUCACUUACGAGAACGGCACCUCGCGCGAGUUCGUGAACUCUGCUGUCGUUAACAACCCGACAGAGUGGGCCCUCAUUAAGGAUGGCCAGGACUUUUACGAAACAUUCAUCGUACCGCGCUCGACCGUUCUUGAGACCACCGAGACGAAGAGGUCUCUGAACCACCACAAUGUACCUCGGAACGUGGAAUAUCCUCGCGAAGCAGAGCUCAACCGCCGAUGGGUCCCUUGGGCUUACCCUAAGGCUGUUGUUGAGCAUGGAUCAGACAAUGUCAAGCUGGCUGGCUACUUCGUAGAUACGGGGGCCGGCAAAGUGGGUGUCUUGAUGGUCCAAACGUUCAAUGUAGAGGCCGGCGAAGGCGACAAUUCAGAAGCUAGGGAGUUCCAGGGCGUAGUACAGCAGUACAUCAGCCAAGCUAAGGACCAGAACGUUGACAAACACAUCAUCGAUGUCCGAACGAACGGUGGUGGCAAGAUUCUGCUCGGAUAUGACAUGUUCCUCCAGUUCUUCCCCGAUGAGAAACCCCAGCUACAGUCGCGAUGGCGCGGGCACAAGGGCUCCGAGCUCUUCGGCGACAAGUUGUCGUCCAUCAAGACAAUGAACGACUCGAACGGCAAUUUGUACACCUCUCCCUGGAACUUCCAUUCCUACAUCAGUGCCGAUGAUGAAGAGUUCUCCGACUUCAAGGAUAUGUACCCUCCCCAGAAGUUCAACGACGACUCUUUCAGCGACCUCCUCAAGUACAACCUCUCUGAUCCAAUCGAAACUUCUGACGACACCUACGCCAUCGGCAUCAGCAUGACCGGCUACCUCGACCGCGCCAACUUCACCAAGCAACCUUUCAAGGCCGAAGACAUCAUCAUCCUCUCCGACGGCAUCUGCGCCUCCACCUGCUCUCUCUUCACGGAAUUAAUGGUGCAGCAAGCCGGCGUUAAAACUCUCGCAGUCGGCGGCGUCCCCGGCACUGGGCCCAUGCAGGUUGUCGGAGGCACCAAAGGCUCCAUGCUGCUGCCAUCUGAAUACCUCCAACAGGUCUCUACCAGCGUCAUUAAGGGCUUCGCUUCCUCCAUAGAUGAAGCUAACGACUGGUACGACUUCCUCCCCAUGCCCUUCAGCAUCGCUGUCAAUACCGCCGGCGUCAACUUCCAGGACAACAUCCGCAAGGGCCUCGAGAAAGAUGGCAUACCCACCCAAUUCCUCAACGAUACUGCAAGCUGUAGGAUCUACUACGAGCCCAACAUGUACCUCAAUGUGUCGGCGCUGUGGAGCAAGGCGGCGGAAGUGGCGUUUGGAAAGGACGGUGGCAUGGAUGAGGAGGCCUGCGUUGCGGGCUCGGUGACGAGCAAGGAGGAUCAGACGGGCCAGGGCCAGGGCAGUCCUUCCAGCAGCGGGAAUGGCGGUACUUCGACGAACGGUGGCAGUGGCAGCGGAACAAGCGGCGAUGGAAGCUCGCCGAGUCCCUUGGAGUCGAAGGGUGCGGCUGCUGGCGCCAUCAAGCCUGCGCAAGGAGGCUGGGCCGCGAUUUUCGCGUGCAGUGCGGUGGUGCUGGGGUCGAUGGCAUUUGGGGCCAGCUUGGUGUGA